UGAUAACAAGUACAAGCGUGUAAGAACGAAGCAAAGCUACGUCAAUACAUCAGUACGUUCCGAUCAUCAUCAACAAGAUGAUACCAUACGUGCUAGUGAUUGUAGCACUCGCUACACUAUUUUACUUAAGAUUCGUUAAACCCUUGAAUUACUGGAAUGACCGAGGAGUGCCCAAUGUUAAAGGUAUUCCAGUAUUCGGAAAGCAAGCCGCCGUAAUUUUCAGGCAAAUAUCACUGUUGGAAUGGCUGAAACGCGCAUACAAGGAAUGUCCUGGUACAAGGUAUCACGGAAGUCAUCAAUUCAAUAGACCUAUACUCGUGAUUAAAGACCCGGACUUAAUCAAACAGCUACUCGUAAAGCAAUUCAGCAACUUCGUCAAUCGCAUCGACAUCAUCAACAAAGACAUGGAUCCGUUCCUCGGAAACAGUUUAUUGUUUUUGCACAACGAAGACUGGAAGACGAUGAGAUCAACUUUGAGUCCCGCCUUUACCGGCAGCAAAAUGAAGGAGAUGAGCAAUUUGAUGAUACAGAUAUCACACAAGUUUUUCGAGUAUCUGAGGAAGAACGGAAAAUCAAAAUUCGCUGUAGACAUGAAAGAUUUAUCCACGAGAUUCACUAAUGAUAUCAUAGCUAGUUGCGCUUACGGCAUUGAAUGCAACUCGCUGAAAGAGAAGGAAAACGAGAUUUAUUCUUUGGGCAAAAACAUGACGAACUUGACUUAUAGCAGGAUCAUGAAAUUUUUCGGCUUCAGCAAUGUGCCUAAAUUAAUGAAAUUGCUGAAUAUUACGGUGUUUCCUCGUAGUACCAACAAGAAAUUCGGAAGGAUAAUUAAGGAGUCUUUGGCUGCCCGUGAGAGUAGCAACAUCUUUCGUCCUGAUAUGAUUCAACUGCUGAUGAUGGCCAAAAAGGGUAAUCUCGAAUACCAAGAGAAUGUAAAAGAUGAUGACACUGGAUUCGCUACUGUUGACGAGCAUUAUACGAAAGAAUCGAAAAAUUUAACUGACGACGAUAUCGUCUCUCAAGCCUUGCUGUUUUUCUUUGCUGGAUUUGAACCAGUUUCGACCACUAUAAGCUUCAUGGCUUUGGAAUUAGCGUUGAAUCCGGACAUACAAGAUAAAUUAAUAAAGGAGAUCGAUGAGGCCGGCGCAAUUGAUUACAGUAAACUUUCUUCACUGAAGUAUCUAGAUAUGGUUGUAUCAGAAACUUUAAGGAAAUGGCCGCCAGUUCCAGUGGUCAACAGGAGAUGCACAGUUCCAUUUGUGCUGAAAGCUGAAAGACCUGAAGAAAAAGAUUUGCAUGUAACCAAAGAAAACGGUAUUAUAGUACCGACUAUUGCUAUGCAUUAUGAUGAGAAGUACUACCCGAACGCGCACAAGUUCGAUCCCGAGAGGUUUUCAGAGGAGAACAAAGAGAAGAUUAACCCAUAUACCUAUUUACCGUUCGGGUCUGGGCCGAGGAACUGCAUCGGUUCGAGGUUCGCUUUGAUGGAAAUAAAGAUGUUCUUUGCCGUCGCUCUAAAAUUCUUCACGAUCGAGGCUAUAGAGAAGACUGUUAGCAAGAUCGAGAUGAAUCCGAAAAAUUUUCUGUUGACGCCGAAGGGGGGAUUCUGCGUUGGCUUCGCACUCAGAACUAACUAAAUAUUUUUCCGCAGUGGACUUUGUCAGUCGCUAUCUGUAUUUCAAGUAAAGCGCACGUUGAAUAAAAACAUUCGUUAAUUAGAAA
Messenger RNA from Nicrophorus vespilloides, 1722 nucleotides. RefSeq names its product cytochrome P450 9e2-like. The record is from RefSeq and is a predicted model, not a curated record. The coding region runs from base 78 to 1637 and encodes 519 amino acids. Gene Ontology annotation, molecular function: monooxygenase activity; iron ion binding; oxidoreductase activity, acting on paired donors, with incorporation or reduction of molecular oxygen. The transcript has 4 exons. NCBI's taxonomy places the organism in Eukaryota, Metazoa, Arthropoda, Insecta, Coleoptera, Silphidae.